Molecule: messenger RNA, 1440 nt
Organism: Dentiscutata erythropus
Lineage: Eukaryota; Fungi; Glomeromycota; Glomeromycetes; Diversisporales; Gigasporaceae
Source: the annotation of a GenBank genome assembly
AUGGAAAAAAUGAAAGCAGUACGAUUUAAUCAAAAAGGUGACAUCAAAAAUUUAGUUGUAGAAGAAAUCGAAAAGCCAACUCCUAAGCAAGGCGAAUUAUUAAUUAAAGUUCAUGCCUCUGCCAUUAAUCCUAGUGACGCUUUUAACGUUCUAGGUAGGUUUCAAAUCACCACUUUACCGCGCACUCCUGGAAGAGAUUUUGCAGGCAUAGUUGUCGAUGGUCCACCUGAAUGGUUGAAUAAGGAAGUAUUCGGAACUGGUGGAUACAGUGGAUUCACAUUUGAUGGAACUCAUGCUGAAUAUGUUAUAGCAACUCCUGAAACUGUUGCUAUCAAACCCGAAAAUUUAUCUCUCAUUGAUGCUGCAUCAAUUGGUGUUGGAUUUUUAACAGCUUACCUUGCGUUAGAUACUGCAAAUAUUAAGGAAGGUGAAAAUGUCCUUGUCAUAGGUGCACGUGGAGCAGUCGGUUCUGCCGCGGUCCAAAUAACAAAAUUUCUUAAAGCUAGACCAAUUGGCACAUUUACUAAUAAUCCACUUCCAGAAAUUGGAGCUGAUUUUGUUGAUACCUCAACUGAGGAUUUGAAAAAGAAAGUUCUUGAUUUGACGGAUCAAAAAGGUGUUGAUAUCGUAAUUGACACUGUUGGACACCCUGCAAUAUUUGAAAAGGCAUUCUCAUCAUUGAAAGUUCGUGGAAGAUAUGUUGUAAUGACAGUUGGACGUUCAGAUAACAAAUACAUCUCAUUUGAUGGACUCGAUUUUUAUCGUCGAGAACUUCGUCUUUUUGGACUUAACACAUUAAACUAUGCUAGGGAAGAUGCAGUUAAAGCAUUUAAUAUAUUGAAACCAGGGUUUGAAAGUGACGCCCUUCGAGCUCCAAAAAAUAUUAAACAAUAUAAAUUGGACCAAUGUAUAGAAGCAUAUGAAUAUGUGAAUACUAAACCAAAAGAGAAAAUUGUUUUUACGCCAGAUACUGGAGAAACACAACUUUCUCCUCCCCAACCAACACCUAUUUCAACGCCAUUUUCUUCCAUACUUACUUUACGACAUGCUGCGAUGAUUUCCACCUGGAUUGAUCGACUAUUAAAAACCAAUAAUGAGAUACUCGGUGGUUAUAAUCCCCUUAUUUGGAAAACUGAUGAUGAUACAUGGGCACCGGAAGCUGACAGUUUUAUAUUCUCUUUAAAAAAUAGUAGCGACUUUUCACACAACACUUCAUACCCUAUUAUUAGUCGUGUAAAAGAUAAGUCAAAGGCAAUUCUUUAUCGUUCAAUGUCAAAAGGUCCAUGGUUUGGUAGUUGUGAUCUUGGAAUGGGAGAUGUCAUUGAUCCUAAAAACUGGUAUUGCGAACUAUUGUCAUAUGAUAGGCCGAUCAGAAUGACAGGAGAAAGUUGGUUUUCUAUAGUAGAUUAUGAAGUAUUUCAAAUUUGUAAAGCAAUUUGA